Molecule: messenger RNA, 3320 nt
Organism: Daphnia pulicaria
Lineage: Eukaryota; Metazoa; Arthropoda; Branchiopoda; Diplostraca; Daphniidae
Gene: stet
Product: protein rhomboid-like
Exons: 11
Coding region: 272-1771 (499 amino acids)
Cellular component (GO): membrane
Molecular function (GO): serine-type endopeptidase activity
Source: RefSeq, a predicted model, not a curated record
UUCCCAUCAGUUUGUUUUGCGACGUCGAGGCAUGUGGAGCGUCGACCGACGUCGUCUCGUGUGUUGUUUUUUCGUCAUUACGAUUUCUUCUUCAUCUCGUGGUGAAUCACGCACGUUGCCCUGCUGACGAACUUUGUCGAGUGCCAACAAUCGCUCGUGUGUGUCGACUUGAUUACACCGGAAGUCGAGUGUACUCCCCGCUACUUUUUAUUUGUUGGCCACCACCAGUGAAUUCCGUUCCGCCACUGAUACACGAGAGGAGGAAAAAAAUAUGCGUCUAUCUUGGCCAAACCGUGUCAACAGCCGAAGGACGAUCCUGACAGAUCGGGAAGAUGUUGAAGAAGAAAUGGCGGUGGCAGAAACGCCAGUGUCGGCUGCCACCUACGACAUGCCAUCAUCGCCCGGCUCCUUGUCGACUACCAACGAUGCUGCCACUCUGAUCGCAUCUCCUGACCACCGAUCAGGAUCUUUUCCAGUAAACAACCGAAGGAUCAGCCGCUAUGGAGCUCAACAGCUCGAAGCCAUUUCCAUCGUAGACGAUGAAGAUGAUGAUGAUGGAGACGACGAUGAUUACGAACAGAAGCGGCAGCUAUUAACUGAUAAAUGGCGGCAGCUGUUCGACCAGUUCGAUCCGGAAGGUUUCGGAGAGAUUCCGUGGGAGGAUUUCGGCCGUGCCCUGCGGUCGCCCGAAUUUCGUCAACACAUUGAGCCGCACAAGAUCCAACAGCUGGAGGAGAAAUUUCACCUGCAACAACAACAACUCGACAAGGACCAGUCUGAGGACAACAGGAGCGGCUGCAGCGGCGGCGGUCACCACGACGACCGACCCACCAGUCGGACGACGGCCAUCACUUUCCAGGAUUUCGUCAAUGUGAUGAGCGGGAAGCGGAGCCGGAGUUUCAAGUGCGCCGUGCAUCACCGCGACCGUCAAGUGUGCAGCGAAAACGAUUUUCACCUGCUCCUCCAGCCGCCCACUCUCUUUCAAAGAAUGGUGAAGGUGAUUGCGGACGAGUUCCUGACGGACGAUCGGGAGCGCAAGUAUUACGCGGACCGUUAUUCGUGCUGUCCGCCGCCCCUCUUCAUCAUCUUCAUCACGCUCGUUGAGUUGGGCUUCUUUACUUAUUAUACGGUGGUAAUGGGUGAGAUUAACCCGUCCGGUCCAGUGCCCAUCAAUUCCGUUUUCAUCUACCGACCAGACAAACGCGGUGAGAUCUGGAGGUUUCUCUGCUACAUGGUCCUGCACGCUGGGUGGCUACAUUUACUGUUCAACUUGUUGGUCCAAGUCCUGGUCGGCCUACCGCUCGAAAUGGUUCACGGCUCCAUGAGAAUAGGAGCCGUUUACAUGGCUGGCGUUUUAGCCGGUUCGCUGGGGACAUCUGUGUUCGAUACGGACGUCUACCUCGUUGGUGCCUCUGGUGGUGUCUACGCUUUGCUGGCCGCCCAUUUGGCCAACGUUUUGUUGAAUUACAAUAACAUGGAAUUCGGCAUCGUUCGGUUGAUUGGAAUCUUCAUUGUUGCUAGUGCAGACGUUGGAUUCGCCAUUUAUGACCGGUACGCCGCUGAGCAGGUGGGGCCUCCCGUUUCUUACGUGGCUCACUUGACGGGUGCUCUGGCUGGUUUGACGAUCGGCCUCUUGGUGUUGAAGAAUUUCGAACAGAAACUGCACGAACAACUCAUUUGGUGGGUGGCGCUCGGUGUCUACGCGGCCUGCACUCUCUUCGGCAUCCUGUUCAACGUUUUCAAUCCCGAUCCUUUUUACCCGGCCAAUUGACGUACCAACUAGAGAAACUGGCCGCUAGAUGUCUCUAAAACGCUAAUCGACUAGAACCACCGCCGCUAGGUGGCAGCUCCAGUUGGGAAUGAAAACAACAACAACAGUAGUUGGGUGCAAACAAAAAAAAAAACAAACAAGAAACCAAAGUGAAAAAACGAAUAAUUAGUUGUGUGGUGCGUCUCCAGCUGAAGAUAAAAGAAAAUUGAAAUUAUUUAAAAGACACACAUCGAAGAAAUUUUGUUUUUCUCCCAAAAUUGAAAAAAAAAUUAGAAACAAAACAAAAAAAUUCUAAAAACGUCGGCGAAUAUCAUCGAAGAGUACCAGCUAGUCGAACGGAAAACGCACGAUGAUUGGACACGGUUUGACAGAUACUUAUUAUCUUUGACCUUCUUCUUUCCUGUUUUGUUGGUUUGAUCCGUCUCUCUCUCUUUCUCUGGCCCAAUCCCCUUCUAUCGCUCGCUCGCGACUCGUUCAAAAAUGGUUUACCUUUUCCCCCCAUCUCUAUUUGUCCUCCUUUUUUCAGAAUGAUAUUUACAAAUUGAGGAGGAUGUUAUAUAUAUAUAACGUGAUCCAAAGUUAUGAUUGUUGAUCUUUCUGUUGUCACACUUUUAAACAAAAAUUGGUUUCUCUCGUGUAGUUUUUUUUUUCGUGUGUCUCUCUCUCCUGUUUGUGCAUGUCUGCGUCUGAAUGCCCACCCCCUCAUUCAAGUCAAAUGUUUUUUCCUUCCUCGUGUAAGUCUGAACAAAAACUUGUCAUGCAAGUCUCACCAGACCUUGUUUUCCCGUAACUUUUUUUCCCCUUCUGUUCUUUGUGGUCUUCACAGAAAAUGUUGUUUCGUCUCAUCUCCAAAAUAUUUGUUCCACCCACCUCUCCAAUCUGCAUCCAUAUCCAAUGUGUACACUUGCAAGUUGUUGUUAUACUCUUUUCCUGUCUUUCUCUUUUCACCUUCCUCCUGGCCUUGUAGGUCUGCCCGGGCCAGUUAGUCAUUGUUCUCUUGUCACAGAGAGAGAAUGGGAGCCAAGAUCAUUUUGAUUCCGUUGGAGGUCAGAGUCUCUUGCAGAAAAACAACAAAACAAUAGACCCCCCCCCCCCUCCCCACCUGUCACUUAUUUCUUGCUCCACAUCCCAAUUGUGUCGUCCCUCGUUCAGUCCUUUCUCCGAGUUGUCAUCAAUGUCCGAUCUUGUAUAACUCUCCACCUUAAACAACAAUCAAGAGUUUUUAAUCAACUCAUCACACAGACUUUCAUCAAGUUGGAGCCAUUUGUCGUUCAUCAUCAUCCCUCGCCUUGUCGGAUUGGGUCACUUCUCAGGGAUGUGUGUGAGGGGGGGGGGGGGGCAAUCAUUCAACCGGGAAACAAAUAUUCUUUCUCUAUCUCUCUCUUUAUUACUUUCUCUACACACAGAAACCGUUGCGAAAAAAAAACUAACAAAAACAACAAAAAACAAAAUUUAAUUAUUCACCAGUCUUUAAAACUAUUCCCUCCCCCCCCCCUUUUUGCUGCUACUACUGCAUCUACAAAUAUAUAUCAAAUGAUUUUGCCUGUUA